Caenorhabditis elegans is the source of this 591-nucleotide messenger RNA. RefSeq names its product SAP30_Sin3_bdg domain-containing protein (gene C38C5.1). The transcript has 5 exons. The record is from RefSeq and is marked reviewed. NCBI's taxonomy places the organism in Eukaryota, Metazoa, Nematoda, Chromadorea, Rhabditida, Rhabditidae. The coding region runs from base 13 to 591 and encodes 192 amino acids.
UUUAAUUUAGCAAUGUCUUGGACAGCGGCUGGAGACGGCUCGUCAUGGGUUUCAUCGAAAGUAAAGGAUAAGACGGAAAAGCAUAAGCUCAAACCUCAGUCUGUCCCAACCUCUCCGGCGGCUUCCGGGCGAGGGGAAUCAUCUUUAUCACCGCUUGAUUCUGCACUUCAAAGCCUGAAAAUGAAAAAGCCUUCCACAUCAAAAAGCUCAUCACCUCCUGGAACCCCUGUCUCCAAAGACCACCGUGACUCAUUUCGGGAUUCAUUUAAAAAGACACUAUUUCGUUCAAGUUCGGACAAAAGGAAACCAACGACUUCAACGGCAUCGGACAUCGAACUGGCACAUGGUCAUCUCGGAGAGCACGCCGACAAUCCAGCAUCUCGAGUCGUUCGGCAGUUCAAAUCCGCGCACGAAUCCUUCCGCCUCCGCAUGUUUCAGGAGCAGCAUGGAUUUGAGCCGGUAUUCAUGACAAAGAAACGAACCCGGGACAACAAAUCGGUCAUGAGUGAGUUCAAAGGGGGCGAUUUGAACAAGUACACAGCAAAGACAUAUGCCAUACAAAAUGGGAACGAAGUUUUUGGAGGUAAGUGA